Molecule: messenger RNA, 723 nt
Organism: Salarias fasciatus (jewelled blenny)
Lineage: Eukaryota; Metazoa; Chordata; Actinopteri; Blenniiformes; Blenniidae
Product: leucine-rich repeat-containing protein 3-like
Exons: 1
Coding region: 1-723 (240 amino acids)
Cellular component (GO): plasma membrane
Molecular function (GO): protein binding
Source: RefSeq, a predicted model, not a curated record
AUGAUGGUGAUGGUGAUGAUGGUGACGGUGUGCCACGCCUGCCCGAGGAUCUGCCACUGCUCCGACAGGAACGGCCUGGUGGUCCAGUGCACGUCCCGAGACCUGGACCACAUCCCGCCGCACCUCCCGAAGGACACCGCCGUGCUCCUGCUCUCCUCCAACCGCAUCCGCCACCUUCCGAAGGGGGCCCUCGCCGACCUGCACCUCCUCCGGGAGCUGGACCUGUCGCAGAACGCCCUGGACAGCGUGGAGGCCGACGCCUUCCAGGGCGUGUCGGAGGACCUCCAGACUCUGGAUCUGUCCCAGAACCAGCUGAGCAGCCUGCCCAGGGACACCUUCUCCAGGCUGCACGCCCAGGUCCGCCUCUCGGGGAACCCCUGGCACUGCGAGUGCUCCCUGCAGGAGGUCCUGAGGGAGCUGAGGCUCGACCCCGAGACCGUCAACGAGGUCACCUGCUUCUCCUCGGUGGAGGAGGAGUACGUGGGCCACCCCGUCAUCCAGGUCCUGGACUCGGGCGUCAACUUCUGCAACUUCCACCACAAGACCAUGGACUUGGCCAUGUUCGUGGCCAUGUUCUGCUGGUUCUCCAUGGUGAGCGCCUACAUCAUCCACUACAUCAGACACAACCAGGAGGACGCCCGGAGGCACAUGGAGUACCUCAAGACCCUGCCCAGCACCUCGCACCUGACCAAGGACCCCGACACAGCCAGCAGCGUCUGCUAG